Messenger RNA from Haemonchus placei, 154 nucleotides. The record is from the annotation of a GenBank genome assembly. Lineage: Eukaryota; Metazoa; Nematoda; Chromadorea; Rhabditida; Trichostrongylidae.
GGGGGUCCAGUAUGACAGUGUUUCUUCACUGAGAGCAGCCAUUCUAAGUGCAUGGAACUCAAUUCCAGAAAGUGUAAUUCAAAAUCUCGUUGACAGUAUGCCAAAUAGAAUCCUCGAAAUUAUUCGUGAAGUAGGUGGUCUAACUAAGUAUUAA